Molecule: messenger RNA, 1680 nt
Organism: Colletotrichum orchidophilum
Lineage: Eukaryota; Fungi; Ascomycota; Sordariomycetes; Glomerellales; Glomerellaceae
Product: FAD binding domain-containing protein
Exons: 1
Coding region: 1-1680 (559 amino acids)
Molecular function (GO): FAD binding
Source: RefSeq, a predicted model, not a curated record
AUGGAAAAUACGCGUGUCGUUAUUGUAGGCGCAGGACCGGUGGGCUUGUUCACGGCCUACCUACUUGCCAGUCAGAAGAUCGAGUGCGUCGUCUUGGAGAGGCGAUACAGCGUAUCGAAGCACCCUAAAGCUCACACCCUCAACCCGACGACGCUCGAGAUCUUCCGCCAGGCCGAUUUGGAUGUUGCCUAUAUCCGGAAGCAUGCAGCCAUGAUUAAAGAUGCCGGACAGGUGCGUCUUGUCUAUGGCCUGGCCGACACCGAGAUUGGUUGCUUCCCGUACGAACGCCAGGACGACAGUAUGAGCAGCCUGACGCCCGAGCCCUUGGUAAACUGGUCGCAGCCAGAGCUCGAGAGCCUGCUCGAGAAGGCGGUAGCCAAAACAGGUCUCGUUCAAGUCAGGAGGGGUUGGCAGGUCGAUGCAGUCGAUGUCGCGGAGACUGAGGAAGCUGGCUGCGUCAUCUCGUGCAGUGUAACGGAGCAAGGCCACGCGGCAGACAGACAGAGCAUUCGGGCCGAUUUUGUUAUUGGCGCUGACGGCGUCCACUCGACCGUGCGGAACAAGAUGGCCGGUAUCGAGUUCGAGUCCAUGGGAACAGGCCAUGUCUACCAGUCGAUCGUCUGCAAAGGCAGUCUGCGCUCCGCGCUUCCGCCGGGUCGCGAGGCUAUGCUCUACUUUUGCUUCCACCCUGAUCAUCCCAGCGAGUUCAUCGCACAGAAUCUCGACGCCUCCUUCGUUCACAUGACGCCUGUCAUGGACCCCGCCUCAGCUGGCGGACAACCCAAGCCACCAUCUAUCGAGGCCUGCCUCCCGGGUCUACAGUAUUCAGAGGUUCUUCGUACCACCUGGGAGACAGCCCCUCGCGUGGCAUCCUCGUAUAGCGACGCGAAGCACCGACUGUUUCUUGUAGGAGAUGCAGCCCACAGCUUGCCGCCUCAUGGUGGUUUGGGUCUUAACACGGGCAUCGCCGAUGCCCAUAACCUGGUGUGGAAGCUGGCUGCUAUCAUCCAGGGAAAAGGCACCUCGCACCUUCUCACUAGUUUCACCCGUGAGCGUAAACCCGUUGCACUAGCAAAUAUCGAGUACUCCAAGGCCAGUGAGGCGGCUUUCUACCCCGUCAGUAUGACACUGGUUGGCCUCGCUGUUCAAUAUCAGGAAGCAAGGGCGCAAGCGCCGGAUCUCGCCAUGGAUACAUUCCUCCAACGGCCCGCCAUUUCCGCUGCAGCAGCGGGAGCAGUCACGGAGGCGAGCAAGCACUUUGACUCGCUGGGCCUCCAGCUUGGUUUCAUAUAUGACGACGCAUCCUGCACGCGGGCUCUUCUUGAUAACCCCAAAUCAUACGUGCCACGAGCGUGUCCUGGGGCAAGGCUGCCACAUGGGACUAUUAAUAAUGGGCUGUCACUCUUGGACCUCGUGCCCUACGAUAGAUUCACCGUGCUGCACUAUGCCAAUUCCGCGUUCGCAUCCUGCGACUGGGCCAUCGAUGUGGCAAGCCUUGGUCUGCCCGAAACUUGGUUUACGGUGGUCCCAGAAAUCAAGAGAGGGAAAGGGAUCAUUGUGAGGCCAGACCACCACGUGCUACUGCAUGUGGAUGACCCAGUCCAGGCGAACAAUGCGGUCACGGAGUAUCUGGAUCAAGGGAGAGUGCAAGCAAGAUAUGGUAUGCCCUCAAAGACGUAG